Lathyrus sativus (Indian pea) is the source of this 591-nucleotide messenger RNA. The record is from the annotation of a GenBank genome assembly. Lineage: Eukaryota; Viridiplantae; Streptophyta; Magnoliopsida; Fabales; Fabaceae.
AUGAAGCAGGGCGAUCCUCUUGCUCCGUUCUUGUUCGCAAUUGUUGCAGAGGGGCUUUCGAGUUUGGUGAAAUCAGCGGCUGCCGGUAACUUGUUAUCUCAAUUCAAAAUUGAUGAUCAAACCACUGUGAGCAUGCUUCAAUUCACUGAUGAUACUCUGCUUAUAGGAGACGGCUCGACGUCUAAUAUUUGGGCUUUCAAGGCUAUUCUGCGUGCUUUCGAAUUAACUCCAGGUCUUAAAAUUAAUUACUCCAAAAGCUGCUUGUACGGGAUUCGUGUAGACCCUGAUUUUCUUGUGGCUGCUGAAGAUUUUCUUCACUGCAAAUCCAGAAGGUUGCCAAUUAUCUUCCUUGGUAUCAUUGUUGGCAGAAACCAUCGUCGCUACUCUUUUUGGAAUCUGGUUCUGAAUUGCUUGAGGAAUAAAUUGUCCAAUUGGAAUGGGAGAAAUAUGUCUAUGGGGGGUAGAGUAACCCUCAUAAAUUCGGUUAUAGCUAAUCUCCCUAUCCACUAUUUGGUUUUCUUCAAGGCUCCCCAUAGAGUUGUGAAGGAUAUUAUUGCGAUCCAAUAUCGGUUCCUAUGGGCUGGAAAAUAA